AUGGACGCUGAAAAUUUGCUCCUCAAGAUCAGAAUUUUUCUUCUUACUUGGCUUCACCUCCGAUCCCAAAAUGGUCCAAUAUCUCUUGUGAAGCACUUCUCAUACAAGGAUAUAAAGAAGGCGACAGAUGGGUUUAGAAGAAUUAUUGAUAACUCUUCAAGAGGGAACUCUUAUAAGGCCAGAUUUGAAAAUGGUGUUGUUGCUACGAUAAAAGAAGUCAAAGGUUUCAAUGAAUGUGAUGAUGCCUCCUUCUAUAGGGAAGUUCAGCUCCUGGGGCGUUUGCACCACCGCCACAUUGUUGCGCUUAGUGGUUUUUCUACUGGACCUAAGCGGUAUCUUGUGUUCGAAAACAUGGAAAGAGGAAGCCUUAAGGAGCAUCUAUCUGAUCCUCUGAAGACUCCCUUGAAUUGGAGAACAAGGCUGCAAAUAGCCAUUGGCAUUGCUGCUGCAUUGGAAUAUCUGCACUUCUUCUGUGAUCCACCAGUGUAUCAUGUCUCUAUAAGUUCAAGCACCAUAAUGUUGGAUGAGAAUUUAACCCCAAAGCUUUCUGAUAUUAGCCUUAUUCGUUCUGCUGGGAAUCAAGUUAUACUUCCUAACUCUUCAAGUUGUAUAAAAGAAUGUACAGGACAGACUUGCAAAAACAUAAUCUUUCAACUCGGUUUGCUAAUUCUCGAGCUGAUUACUGGGCAAUCCUCUGAAAGAAAUGGUGCUGAUUUAGUGCAAUGGGUUCAAGAAACUUACAUUUCAAGGUCCAUGCAUAAGAUAAUGGAUCCAGAUAUUGGAAACAACUAUGAUCAGACAGAGGUUCAUAGUCUUCUAAAUGUUGCAAGAUUGUGCAUAAAAUCCAUGGAUAGACCCAAAAUAUACACCUCUCAGAUAUUAUGGUAUCUCCAGAAGAAGGUGAGAAUGGUACGAGAUAAGCAUUGA
Molecule: messenger RNA, 927 nt
Organism: Fraxinus pennsylvanica
Lineage: Eukaryota; Viridiplantae; Streptophyta; Magnoliopsida; Lamiales; Oleaceae
Source: the annotation of a GenBank genome assembly